CUCAGCUGGACACGCACACACUCUUGCUCACAGACAGGCAGGCAGGCAGGCAGGCACCAUGACCCCUACUUGGGACACCCACAGCACUGCGACCUAUGGCAACAAAUGCUUCCCUCUGAACUGAACUGUAAGUUUACUUUGGGACACUGAAAGCAGCUGGACUACGCAGAAGCCUCUACGAAACAACACAGGGGCACAAGGAACUACUGAGGAGGGAUUUUCUGCUGUAUCUUCUGUGGAGGAGACAAUAGUUUUUUUGCUCACUGUUACUGCAGUUGCUGAACCGGUGGAAUUAACCAUCUAUGAGUUUGAAGAGGAAAAAGGCCAGCAUGGUGUUCAGCUGGCAGAAGUCUUUCUCCAUCCUCACCCCUUGGAGGAAAGGGAAAGGGGACAUGGUGCUGGAGAAUGAAGUUGUCCUCACCAAGAUGAAGCUCUUCAACAACUCCCAUGAAAAACCCCUUAAUGGUGACGAUUCUGCAUCCACUAUAUCCAUGUCAGUAUCUGAGCAGGACAUCUCGGAACACGUCAAAACCAUGGAGGGGAAUUCGGAACUCGAUAACAUACCUGGACCGCCUCUUAUGGAAUCAAGCUCAGACUACCUGUCUGUUAUUUUUUCUGACACUAAGCUCCCAAGGCUGUACAAAUUUGAGUCUGAGGACUCUGGAGUAGAACUGCCCAGUGGGGCUAACUCUCCGUCCACGCCCACUGGCUCGGAGCAGAGCUUUGUGGUGCAUAGCCGGGAGCCCUCCUGUGACUCCUGUAACCUGAACACUCCCGUCCUGACCUCUGACCCACUCUUUUCACUCGACCAGCGUUCCGAAACCAGCGAGACAGAGAACUCGAAUGAUAACUCGAAUGAUAACUCGAAUGAUAACUCAUUGUGUACGACUGUGGACACUCGGGAGUACACUGGUGUAAACCCAGAGACUGAACUUGGCUCUGAAAUUGAGAGGCCAGAGCUACACGUCACUAAGGAGGCCACAGAUGUGGAAAGGACCCAGUGUGAAGCCUUGGGGGACACCUUUGAGAAAAACGAGGUGACCUCUGAACAGCUUGUGGAGAAUGAGGCUCUUACAGAGGAGUUCAACUCAGAAAAUUCGAGGCCAAAGAGCCCAUGCUUUGCUGGGGCCUGUGACAACAUGACUGGAGUUGAGACUGAACAGCAUCCUCUAAGGAAAAGCUCUACAAUUGACAGCCUGGAGGAGUAUAUGGAAGAAUGCUGCAGACUCAGUGAGGUCCAGCAGGCCAACUCCAACCCCCUGGGCUCCGGUCUGGGCUACCUGGAACACAUCUGCCAGCUCAUUGAGAAGAUCGGCCUGCUCCAGGAGACCAACCUGGGGCUCCAGAAACAGAUCUGCAGCCUGCAGAAGGACAACAGGAUGACCAAGACCAAAGAUGACUUCUUCCAGCAGCACUGUAGCUGUGGGGCUGCCAGUCUGGCUUUCCAGGACCUGAAGAAACUCUCCAGAGGGGAGUUCCUCAACUCCUCCAACAGUACCUUGUCUGACCUGUCCACUAUCCCAGAGGUCACGCGCCACCCGGCCCUCACACUACGGAGAGAUGUUGGCAGCGAGGCUGGAUGCCAAUCUCUGGGGUCUGUGGCCCUGUGGAGGCGAGGUCUGAACCGGAGGAGCUACACGGAGGGGGAAGCGCGGUAUCUUUGCGACAGCUCCGAGCGCCUCUCUGCCCCCCACAGACGGCUGAGUGAGAAUUACACAUGGGGGCGAGUGAAGGACCUGGUAAAGAAGAGCAAGCUACGAAACCAGAGCAGACUGAGUCUGACCUCUACGUCCCUGAAGAUGUCCUGUCCACAACUCUACCGGCCUGACCUGGGACCAGUGGACUUGCCUGGCAGAAACCGAAACUCAAUGAUUGCCCUGGGACAUCAAAACAAAAUGGACAUCCCUUGGCUACAGUAGAAAAGCAGAUAAAGAACAGAUGGCCUGAAGUGGGAAGAUAUUCUUAAGGAGGAGGAGGACACAGUGAAGUUGCACAGAUUUUUGACUGGAAAGGAGGAGUACGAAAGGAGGGAUGACAUUAGGGUAAAUAGUAGUGAUGGAUGACAAAAAGUAUGAAGAGAGUAUAUUAAAAAAGGAUGGAGAUGUAUCUCUGUUAAGAUAGUUUUGGAACACAUUCAAGAUAUGAGGUUUGUUUACUCCAUAAUGUUUUGCGUCAUACUUUGAUGUGUUUUGAUGAUGCAUUAUCUAAACAAAACUAUUAUACAGUAUGUACAUUUUACAGGCAUAUAUUACAACCCCUAAAUACAGUAUGCAACGAUAAAGCAAAUAAUGACAAUAUCUUGAGGGACAGUAACCACCAGAUACUGUAGGUAACGUUGACUUUGACACAAAGUGUAAUGGUUGUAACUAUAGAGUCGAGAACAUUACACCAUGUAAGCCUGUAUAUUACAAUACUUUUUGGUUUCUGACACAAAUGUUAAUUAAUCAGAGAAGAGCUGGUCUGCUGCAUGUAUCAUUUAUAUGAUGUGAUCCUUUCACAUGAUUUCAAAUCAUUUGAGGUCAAAAUGUGAGCGUAUUCCCACAUUCAAGAACCAUGCAUCUUAUAACAUGUUAAUGUGAAUUGUUUUUCAUGUGAACAAUAAAUAUGUGUGUAUUAUA
Messenger RNA from Osmerus eperlanus (European smelt), 2618 nucleotides. RefSeq lists its product as uncharacterized. The transcript is spliced from 8 exons. The record is from RefSeq and is a predicted model, not a curated record. The coding region runs from base 303 to 1919 and encodes 538 amino acids. NCBI's taxonomy places the organism in Eukaryota, Metazoa, Chordata, Actinopteri, Osmeriformes, Osmeridae.